CAUAAAGAUGGUUUGAACAAUUCAGACACAAGGAACUUGAUAAUUGGCUUAGAAACUGAGGCAUGCAAAAUAAAUAAAUAAGGUGGAGUAUUGCAUGUGAGACUGUGUGGCCUCUCAUAUUGGUGGACAUCCAAUGGAAUCUGGGCAGGACUUGGGAGGUUUGAGAGGAAAGAGCAGACCCAACGAACUAGCAAGACGGGGAAGAAAUCAUUUGGUUCCAAGCUGUGGGCAGUGCAGUAAGAGAGAAUGGGUAAAAAAAUAAAAAAGGAAGUGGAACCUCCUCCCAAGGAUGUGUUCGAUCCUUUAUCAGUUGAAAGCAAGAAAGCUGCAACAGUGGUACUCAUGCUUAGUUCUCCUGAAGAGGAAGUUUUGUCUAAAGCAUGUGAAGCUCUUUAUAAAUUUGCAGCAAAAGGUGAAGAAAAUAAGCUGACACUUCUUGAGCUAGGAGCAUUGGAACCUAUGUUUAAAUUAGUUACACAUGAAGAUCCAGUUGUCCGCAGAAAUGCAACCAUGGUCGUGGGGAUCAUGGCUUCUCACAAUGAUGUGAAGAAAUCAUUAAGGCAGCUGGAUGUCACAAGUGCAUUCAUAGCUCGUCUGGCACCAGAAGAAGAUGUAGUGAUCCAUGAAUUUGCCAGCCUUUGUCUGGUCCAUAUGGCAGUUGAAUAUAACAGUAAAGUUCAAAUAUUUGAGCAAGGUGGAUUAGAGCCUCUUAUCAGACUGCUGGGAAGCCCUGACCCUGAUGUGAAGAAGAACUGUGUUGAAUGCAUCUAUAAUUUGGUACAGGAUUUCCAGAGUCGUGCUGCAAUUCGUGAACUAAACGUGAUUCCUCCAUUGCUGGAACUUUUAAAGUCUGAUUAUCCAAUUAUUCAAUUAUUGGCUCUCAAAACAUUAGGUAUCAUUACCAUUGACAAAGAAACCAGAAUGAUGCUAAGAGAAAAUCAAGGACUAGAUCAUCUUUUCAAGAUACUAGAAACUAAGGAUUUCAAUGAUCUUCAUGUAGAAGCUCUUGGAGUGGUGGCAAAUUGUCUAGAGGAUGUGGAUACUAUGCAACUGAUUCAAGAAACAGGGUGUCUCAGAAAACUACUUGCAUUCACCGAAGUGUCCACUCUUCCUGAAUUUCAAAGAAAUGCAGCAAAGGCCAUUACUAAAGCUGCUUAUGAUCCUGAAAACAGGAAAAUCUUGAAUGAACAAGAAGUUGAAAAAUGUCUUGUCACCCUUUUGGGAACAGAUAAUGAUGGAACUAAAAUCGCUGCUUCUCAAGCCAUCUCAGCUAUGUGUGAGAAUUUAGCUAGCAAACAAACCAUUGGAAAUCUAGGAAUUCCCCAGCUAGUUCAGUUGCUAAGCAGCGACAAUGAAGAGGUAAAAGAAGCUGCUGCUACAGCUCUAGUUAAUCUGACAACAUCCCAUCUUGGCAAUGCAAGUGCUGUUGCUGAUGCUGAUGGCAUUGAACCUCUAAUUAACAUUCUGAGCUCAAGAAGAGAUGGGGCUGUCGCUAGCGCUGCUACGGUUCUCACAAACCUGGCCAUACAAGAGCCACUGCGUCUCAACAUCCAGAGCCAUGGUAUAAUGAGUGCACUUGUUGAACCGCUAAAUUCCAACAACAGCACUGUGCAGAGUAGAGCAGCUCUUGUUGUUGCAGCUGUCUGUUGUGAUGCUGAGGCCAGAGCUGAGUUAAGGAACUCUGGUGGUCUUGAUCCGCUUGUUAAACUUCUACAUUCUAAGCAUGAUGAAGUCCGAAGAAAUGCCUGUUGGGCUGUUAUGGUGUGUGCCAGUGAUGAACUAACAGCAGCUGAAAUGACCAGGCUGGGUGCCUUAGACAUUCUUGAAGAAAUUAACCUGUCCAUAGGGCGGAAAAAUAACUUCAGUGAAGCAGCUUUGGACAAAAUACUUGAUCACAAUCUUUCCCAGAAAUAUAGUCAAAUGGGCUAUUUAUCAUGCAAUAACAUCAUUUCAGAUGGAUUCUAUGAUUAUGGACAGGUAAAACCUGGUGUGAAACUGUUGUCAUUGGAGGAACUCAGUGGUCAAGAGCUUAAUGAUCACCGUGCUAUAAUCUUAGUAAACGCUAAAUUACCAGAACCUGAACCCACCACUCCUUUUCCUACAGAAGAAAGGGCAGUGCAAGAGAUAGUUACCACCCGGAAUUUGUCUUCUGUUAGUACGAUCAGAAAAACAAGUAAAGAAAAAAACAGUGCAGUGGAGGAUAAGCCAGAAUCUCCAGGACGGAAUGCUUCAAUCAGCAAAGGAAGCACUAGAGAGAAAGGAUCAAGAAAAGGGAAAUGGAAAAAGGAAGAAGAAAAACCCAAAGAAGAGGAAAUUGAGACAACUAUGCCUAAAAUAAUGGAAGACGUUCCUGAAAAGAUUAUAUGGCUUCCUCCUGUUGACACCAUCUUGCAGGAGUACAUCAAUGAGAUUUCCAAAACAAUUCUUCCACUAGCAACCACCAAAGAACAGGUUAUACAGCUUGCACAGUUUGUUGCAGACAAAAUGGGUGGUCCCAUUGAACGAGAUAAGCUGCAUGAAUUUAGCUGGGAACUUCAUAUAAGUGAAAUUGAAUAUGAACUUAAAUGCAAUGUUGUGCCUAUUGGGAAGAUCAACAAAGGGACCUUCUACCACAGAGCUUUGCUUUUCAAGGUUCUGGCAGACAGAAUUGGCAUUGGUUGCAGCUUAGUCCGUGGCGAGUACAAUAGAGGAUGGAAUGAGGUGAAAUUAGUUGAUGACUCUCCUUUGGGAAUACCUGGACUUCUGCUUCCUCCUCAAGUAUUUAUUGUAGAUCUCAUGUACCAACCAGGCUACCUGAUGAAAGAUGGAAGUCCAGAAGCAAAUCACUAUCGCCGCAUUUAAUUAUCUUUCCAGAAUUCUUCACAACCAGAAAGCAACUUCUUAGUUAGAUUUUUACAUUUGCACAGAGUAGUUUCUUGGGUUUAUUUUCAAAGCUGACCUGGGUGCCAAGCACAGCACCUUUAUGUGCACUGACUAAUCUGAAAGGAGCUAUGGAACUGUCAUUCUUUCACUGAAAGUUUUGAAAACUUAAUGUCUUCACUCUCAGAAAACACUUCAGGCAUUGUAUAGAAUUUAAGGACAAGCCUUGGUCAUAUCUUUGAUGCAUUACCCAGAAUAA
Molecule: messenger RNA, 3118 nt
Organism: Sceloporus undulatus (fence lizard)
Lineage: Eukaryota; Metazoa; Chordata; Lepidosauria; Squamata; Phrynosomatidae
Gene: ARMC3
Product: armadillo repeat containing 3
Exons: 20
Coding region: 247-2841 (864 amino acids)
Molecular function (GO): protein binding
Source: RefSeq, a predicted model, not a curated record